Molecule: messenger RNA, 2649 nt
Organism: Chrysemys picta bellii (western painted turtle)
Lineage: Eukaryota; Metazoa; Chordata; Testudines; Emydidae
Product: bone morphogenetic protein 2-like
Biological process (GO): BMP signaling pathway
Cellular component (GO): extracellular region
Molecular function (GO): cytokine activity; growth factor activity
Source: RefSeq, a predicted model, not a curated record
GAAGUCUUCUAGGACUUUCUGUUUACCAGUAAUUAGUUUUCAGGACAGUGCCAAUGGCACCAAGUCCUUGCAACUAAUUAACUGCAGUUUUCUGGCUGAGUAUUAUUACCCCUCUGCAAUUAUAGCUAGAAGACAAAACACCAGGAACCAGCAAAAGGCUACAUUCUGUUUUUUCUCUAAAACUUUGUUUACUCACAGACCCACCAUGAGCAUUGUUUCUCUGUUUUUAGGACUCAUCUGUGGAUUGCUGUUGAUGUUUUGUUCUCACUGCCCAGGGGCAGGGAAAUGCCAGCUUAUCUGGGGAACAGAUGAACAGUUAAGCAAGGCCAUCCUGGAAAUGCUACAUAUCAAUAAGUUAUCCAUACCUCUCAGGACCAAGCCUCACCACUACAUGAAGUUAGUCUAUCAUCUACGAAACCCACCAGCCUUAAACAGCGAAGGGACUCUUGUGCAGAGUUUCAGGAGCAUCCAAGAUCCAGAUUUUGGCAUUCCAGGAUGGCUGUGGUUUAAUAUUUCUUACCUGAAACCUUCCAUGAGGCUUGCAGAAUUAGUUCUUCUCAGGAAGACUCUACACCCAGAAUCGCUGACAGUAAAUGUUACUGUGCACAGCAUCUCUGUGGUCCAGGGAAAUAUCACAGAAAGCGAAGCCUUAGAUGAGAAAGUGCUGACGUUAGAUGAGCUACCACCAUCUGGUUAUGAUGUCUUUAACAUUUCAGCCAUUUUGAAUGAGACCACCUCAGAUGUCAUAGGCUUUCAGCUACGAUUCACGGACGACAGUGGCAGCUUGGUUCUCCAUGAAGCUCUGACUAAGAGCCUGUACUGUUUGAACAGAUGCACCCGGAGUGAGCCCUUACUGGUGGCUUAUCGCUUCCUGGUGACUGAGCUAUAUGGUGGAAGUAAACAGCAGGUCACUAGAGAAUGCCAACACUGCGCUACAGAGAGAAGGAGAAACUUGCCAGAAGAUUCCAGGCUACAACAGUGCAGCCUUCACCAACACUAUGUGAACUUUCAGACAAUGCAACUGAGCCACUGGAUUCUGGAGCCUCCUGGCUUCUUCACAAGUUUUUGCAAAGGAGAAUGCUCCGACGAAGAAUCUGGAGAGCUCUCUGAAGCACAGCGGGGUGUAAUAAAUAAAACAGAAAACAGGAUGAGUUCCCGCUGUGUGCCCCAGAAGCGAUCCUCUAUUAAUGUGAUGUACUUAUCUCAUUCAGAAGAUCUUGUGAUUGAAAGGCUGAAGGAUCUGCGAGUAGAAAGUUGUGCAUGUAAUCAGCUGUUUUGAUAAAGUCUAGGUCUCUAAUCAUCCCUAAAGAGUUGAAGUCUUUGUCACUACAGAACGGGAACUUUAUAGAUUAUACGGCUACAUUUUUGCACCCUGAAUCUUUGAGAUGCCCGGUUCCACUGUAAAGAGACAGUUAGAUGUGUAGAUAUCACAGUCUGUACAGCAGAUGAUAACCAACAAACCAAAUAUAUCAAAGAAUGGCUUGAGACUGCAUAUAAGUUACAGCUAAAUGGUUUAACCAAGGACAUCUUCAAACUCACAAUACAACAUUGUCACUACAUCAUAUUCAGAUUACCUUUUGCCUGGAUUACUGUGGUAUGCAAUUGAGAAUAAAUAUGUUCCUGGUUACCUUCAUCAGUAUUUUUUCCAGGUGGAAGAAAAGGAGAAUGUUCAAGGUUUUUCCACAUUAAAUUUGAAAACCUCAUUAUGUAUGGGGAAGCAAUCACUAUCCCAUGAAUAAUUGAAAGAUGCCAGGGUACAGCAUGUUUUAAUAUAAAGUGUCAUUGUUAAAGUACAUCCUUACCACAGGGCCCCCUUUGCAGCGUUGUGCCUUACAGCAGCCACUUAGCUUCAGUUUCCCAGCGGAGCUGCUGCUGCACCCAGCCGACAACACCUUCUGUGGCAGAAAGGCUGAGUCCUGAAGCAAGAUCACUUACAGUUCUACCCUUUCUGGCAAACAAGCCUGAGCAACACAAACUUCUAAAUUCUUCCUGUUUCUCCAGGGGAAUCUGCUAAACACUAUUCUCCCCUGUCCCUAGCCCACCUUCUCUCCCAAAAGCAGCAGCCACCUCCCUUCCCUCCUACCUUCUAGCCUAACUACUCUCCUCUGCUACAGGUGCCUCAAUUUAGGCUGAUUGAGCCUUUAGUAGGCCAUUAAUUCCAAUCUGUCCAGUGAUUUACAUGUAUAGAUUCCCCAGACUACAGGGCCCAAAACUGCAUCAUUUAACACACUGGGAACUCUUCCUAAGAAUUGAGUCUAUUUCUUGAUAGGUAACUAGUUAUUAACUCAGUUGGGAACACCGCUUUUCUCAUGGUUGAUUUUCAUAAUUAAACUGUGACAUGUCCUGGAUGUGCUAACAACAUAUACUGUGUAUCAGACUUUGUUUAGAUAAAAUACCUUAAGGUGUUAAGAAAAAGGAGUGGAUUUUUUUUUGGUGGGGGGGUGUCACUUAACUCUGACUAUCAGGAUAAUGUUCCUAUUCAUUCUAGAGUUCACUAUAAUCCUUUGUAACUAGUUACACGUGAUAUUUUUACAAAAACAGGAAAGAAACCUGGGGACAAUGUGGCUGUUGUUUUUUCUUUGUCAUACCUGUAGCUCCUCUGAGAAUAGAAAGGUAUUUUUUAAAUAAAAGGUUGAUUUAGAAAACAAA